Messenger RNA from Nelumbo nucifera (sacred lotus), 1387 nucleotides. RefSeq names its product peroxidase 46-like. Gene Ontology annotation, molecular function: heme binding; peroxidase activity. The record is from RefSeq and is a predicted model, not a curated record. Lineage: Eukaryota; Viridiplantae; Streptophyta; Magnoliopsida; Proteales; Nelumbonaceae. Gene Ontology annotation, biological process: hydrogen peroxide catabolic process; response to oxidative stress.
CCUUCGCUGGGAAAACAAGUGCUAGCCCAUCUACCUCUUGCAGUCACUGAAACUAAUAAAUGCUGCUUUAAGAAAAGGCGGUAGCCAUUACUCCAGUUCUCUCUUUCUCUCUCCGAGUAGUGUGUACAAGCAACAGUAUUGACUAUUGAGCAAGUAAGAGAAACACAGUGUACAUUAGCUCUGAUCUUUUGCUCGGAUUCUUUGAUCAAACCUUCUGUGUAUGGAGCCAAAACGAAUAUCUCCAGUUUCUCUUGAUCUCUACAACCUUUUUAUACUUGUUACCCUGGCGCUUCUCUUCCAGAUCGGGGUAUUGGCUGCUUCCUCCGAGUCUAGGCUCUUCUUCAACUUCUAUGCAGCUUCAUGCCCAACAGCAGAACUCAUGGUGAGAAACACAGUGAGGUCGGCUUCGGCCUUGGAUCCAACAGUCCCUGGAAAACUCCUGCGUUUACUGUUCCAUGACUGCAUGGUGGAGGGUUGCGAUGCUUCCGUGCUACUAGAAGGAAAUCAGACAGAAAGGAGUGAUCCAGCCAAUGCAUCGCUUGGAGGAUUCUCAGUAGUCGAUUCUGCCAAAGACUUGCUUGAACUCUUCUGUCCUGGAACUAUUUCUUGUUCAGAUAUCCUUGCUUUAGCUGCUAGAGAUGCUGUUGAAUUUGCUGGAGGACCAUCAGUUAAUAUUCCAACAGGUAGAAGAGAUGGAAGAGUGUCUUCAGUGUCUAAUGUGAGGCCAAACAUGGUGGACACUAGUUUCACCUUGGAUGAGAUGCUUGAGUUGUUCUCCUCUAAAGGGUUGUCUCUAGAUGACCUUGUUACUCUUUCAGGAGCUCACACAAUAGGAUCAGCACAUUGUAGUACAUUCAGUGAUCGGUUCCAAGAAGACUCGAAUGGGACCAUGACAUCCAUUGAUGCAUCUUUAGACAAAAUUUAUGCAAGAGAACUGAUAAAGCAGUGCCCUAUAGGGGCUAGCGAGUCUGUAACUGUCAACAAUGACCCAGAAACGUCCCUCUUGUUCGACAACCAGUAUUACAGGAACCUCAUAUCCCACAAGGGGCUCUUCCAGUCAGAUUCAGUGUUGUUUGUUGAUGGAAGAACAAAGGCAAAAGUAGAGGAGCUCUCCCGUAGCCAAGAGAUUUUCUUUCAACAAUGGACACAAUCGUUUCAAAAGCUUUGUAGUGUAGGCGUGAAGACAGGUGAGGAAGGAGAAAUACGUACUUCAUGUAGAGCAAUUAAUGGGUGAAGAAGCAAAUUCUUGCUUGCUACAAAUUCUCCAUGCAUAUUGUUUGGUCUGUGUAGCAUUGUUUAUUUGUGUCGAUUAGGUUAUUUAAAUAAACUGAGUCUGUAUGCUUUGGAUGGAACACUGCGAAGCUUAUUGCAAGAAUCCUUUCACGUA